CUCCUCGUACAGUGCCGAUGUGUUGCCCCCUCUCGGUAGGUCUGUCUCCCGUCUCUGCUCCUCCGCAGACGCGCAUGGAUCUGACGUCCGGACACUUGCUGCGCUUCUCUUCAUGAUCAGGAGGAACCACAGGAGAAGUAAGGAGAAGGAGGAUCCCUGGGACGCACAUGGCUGGAUGACAUGAUGAACCUACCCUUCUCCCCUCCCCCCACCACCUCUCUCUUCCCUGUUUUCCUUCUACUCCUUCUUUUCCUUCCUCCAUCCCUUGUCACCUCUUCCCUUUCCCACACCCCGUUGAGCUGGACUUCCCCUCAUGACCCCUGCUACCACCUGGACGCUCGCCCUCGCCACUGCCUGUCGGAGUUCAUCAAUGCUGCCUACGGAGUCCCGGUCAAUGCCAGCCACUCACUGCACGGGCUUGAUUAUGAUGCCAACAUCACCACCUUGACCGACCUCCACAACCCGCACAACCUCACCUGCUGGAUGGCUCAUGGAAAUCCUGAAACCGGGGAAUGGAUCCUUACGCUUCCUCUUGGACGUCGCUUUGAGAUUACCUACAUAAGUCUGCAGUUCUGCCAGCAGGGGGAGCCUUCAGACCCGAUCUCCAUAUCCAUCCUAAAGUCGAUGGACUAUGGACGAACCUGGAGGCCAAUGCAGCACUACUCUAACGAUUGCCCGGGGAACUUUGGGAUACCCUCGCAGACAGUAGCCCAGAGUCGGCACCAAGAGACGGAGCCCCUCUGCUCAGAUCCUCGCCCACUUCAGAAGCAAAGAGGGGGCAUGGUUCUUGCCUUCUCCGCCCUGGAUGGACGUCCAUCGUCACCUGACUUUGACCAUAGCCAUACACUCCAGGACUGGGUGACAGCCACAGAUAUCCGCAUAGUCUUCCACCAAGUGACCAAAGUGGCCAAGGAGGGUAACUCCGAUAAGAAAGACGGUGCAGAAGAUGGCAGAGAUACUGGACUUCUGAGGUGGAGAGCAGGCUCCAAAGGGGUUGACAAGUUAACCACAGAAAAUACACUGGCACUUUCUGAUAGGGAGACAAAAGACUUUGAGAUAAGGGGGAGGAACAAAGAGGAGAAACACGGAGGGAAGGGUCACUCGAAAGGGUCUGGUCAAGAUGAAGAUGGACACAACGUGACCAGCAAGGAAGGAAAGGAUAGUGUGAGCACAGACAUCCUCUCCACCCCAAAGAAAAGUGGGAAAGGCAGAGGGCGUGGUCGCAAGAAAGAAAACAAUCACUGGCUGCCUUGUCCUAAUGGAGGUUGUAAUUGGUCAGUCGAGGGGCGGGGCAGGAGCAGCAAGGGGCGGGAACUAAGGAAAAGGAGGAACAAUAAUCUUAAUUCCAAAAAAAACUCAAGGGAUUUGCAAGUGGCCCCCCACUUUGAGUUUAUGACCGCUGUCCGAGCCCCCCUGGCCCUCUCGGACCUGCAAGUUGGGGGCCGGUGCAAAUGUAACGGACACGCUUCCAGGUGUCGACGUGACGACGCGGGCCGGGCGGUGUGCAUGUGCGAGCACCACACAGCGGGGCCAGACUGCGACGUGUGCGAGGAUUUUUAUUGUGACAGGCCAUGGCAUCGGGCUACACCCACGCACCCGAACCCGUGUGUCGCUUGUGAGUGUAACGGCCACUCCAACAAGUGUCGCUUCAGCAUGGAGGUGUUCCAGCAGUCGGGUCGCCGUAGCGGAGGUGUGUGUCAGAAGUGUCGCCACCACACAGCUGGACGCCACUGCCAGUACUGCCAGAACGGAUACACCCGCGACCACAGCAAGCCGCUGAACAACCGCAAGGCCUGCCAAUCGUGUCAGUGCCAUCCUUUGGGAGCAGUGGGUCGCUGGUGUAACCAGACAUCAGGUCAGUGUCUGUGUCGAGAAGGUGUGACCGGCCUCAGGUGUAACCGCUGUGCCCCGGGAUACACUCAAGGAAAGUCCCCUCUGCGACCCUGCAUACGAAUUCAAGAGGUCGCUCCGACCCCAGUGUUUCAGCCUCAAUACAGCAUAGCGGAGGAGUGUGUUUCAUACUGCCAGCCUUCACAGGUUAAAGUCAGGAUGAACUUGGAGACGUAUUGUAUCAAGGACUUUGUGCUGAAGGUGCAGGUUAGAGGGAUGGAGCGUUCAGGUCCCUGGUGGCAGUUCUCCAUCUCCGUCCAAACAGUCUUCCGCACAGGGUCCAACUCCCACGUUCGCAGGGGCCCCCAGUCCCUCUGGGUUCCCGACCGCGACCUCAGCUGCGGCUGCCCCGCCCUCCACGUGGGCCGGACCUUCCUCCUGAUCGGUGCAGAGGAAGGCGAGCGGGGUUGGGGUCCUGAGGAGAGUCGCCUGGUGGCUGACCGCUCCACCCUGGCCCUCCAGUGGCGGGAACACUGGAGCCCAAAACUGAGGGGUUUCCGGGGGCAGGACAAGAGGGGCCGCUGUCCGCCCAAAUCCAACAACCACCACCAUCACAGGGAGCAGACAAAGCCCCAGACUGGGUACAUCCCCCCACACCUGCUGACUGAGACACACACACAGCCUCAGAGUCUGGACACACACUCUGAAGAAGUGGACGACACUCAAACUUUACCACUCACACACUCUCACACAGACAGCGAGGGUAAAUCUCCCUCCACAACGACACCAGCUCUGGUGUGCUCCACUCAAAGUCCUGGAUGAAAAACCCAAAAUAUUAAGAGACAUAAAAAAAAAUGUAUUUAUCCUCCUACUCUCCAGACUUUCUACCUAAAGGGAAUUACUACAAGGAGAGGACCGUGCCCUUUUCGCUGAUCAGGAUGAACAACCAUUACUGUGCAUCAGAGAAUCUCCACAACACAGACACAUACACACCUGUUGUGAGAUGAAAAAAUGCUUAUCUAAAAAAUGUGAAGAAACACACAAGUUCCUUAUAUAACUGUUGGUAUGUACGUUUCCUGAAGGAGAGACAUUAAAGCUUAAAAUAGUGCAGAUAAUAACAAUAUACAAAAAUUCCACCAACAAAAUUUGGGGCUAUCAUAUAUAAGUUUGAAGAGUUUUAAUAUUUUCUACUAAAGAGGCUUUGGAAAUAAUGUUGGACUGAAAUGCCAUUCAGUAUUUUUGUUGUCCUAUAAAGGUUUUUAUCAGAAA
Molecule: messenger RNA, 3099 nt
Organism: Labrus mixtus (cuckoo wrasse)
Lineage: Eukaryota; Metazoa; Chordata; Actinopteri; Labriformes; Labridae
Gene: ntn5
Product: netrin 5
Exons: 7
Coding region: 181-2652 (823 amino acids)
Molecular function (GO): protein binding
Source: RefSeq, a predicted model, not a curated record